Molecule: messenger RNA, 534 nt
Organism: Purpureocillium lilacinum
Lineage: Eukaryota; Fungi; Ascomycota; Sordariomycetes; Hypocreales; Ophiocordycipitaceae
Source: RefSeq, a predicted model, not a curated record
AUGACCGCGACCACCAGACAAGCGGCGAGAGCCCUCUUCCCUCCUUCGGCAUGGAGCCCGUCGACUACGGACGACGAGCGCGAAGACGACCCGCCGCCGGCGUACAACACGUUCGUUAGGCACAUCGGCACGCAGAUGCCGCUGUCGCGGUCGUGUGCUACCGGACGCCGCGGCGUCGUCAACGAGCCACUUCCGCGCGCCAUAUCGGAUCUCGAGCUUCAGACGAGCGUUCUCGACUAUGAAGACUGGGCAGCCGGCGGCAGCGGGUGGUCAGGGGCAAGAGACGCAGCCGUGCGGGGAGAUGACGAGAAUCUUGAGGCUGCCAUCAGGGAUAGGAACGGGGGCAACGAGCGUGGCAUGAGUAUCCAGCCCCUGGACACGAGCACGCAGCUAUCGUCUCCGGGGCGGCCAGCGUGGGAGAAUGCCAGGGCUCUCGCACUGACGUGCGCUCUGCUCCUGAUACUCCUGUCCACGGCCGUUGCGUCCCUCGGGCUGGUCCUUUUGAUGGAACAGGAACAUCGAUCGCCAAUCUAA